This is a messenger RNA of Chroicocephalus ridibundus (black-headed gull), 3477 nucleotides long. It is a transcript of the gene TFCP2, whose product is annotated as transcription factor CP2. NCBI's taxonomy places the organism in Eukaryota, Metazoa, Chordata, Aves, Charadriiformes, Laridae. Gene Ontology annotation, cellular component: nucleus. Gene Ontology annotation, molecular function: RNA polymerase II cis-regulatory region sequence-specific DNA binding; DNA-binding transcription activator activity, RNA polymerase II-specific. Gene Ontology annotation, biological process: positive regulation of transcription by RNA polymerase II. The transcript is spliced from 15 exons. The record is from RefSeq and is a predicted model, not a curated record. The coding region runs from base 369 to 1889 and encodes 506 amino acids.
GGGAUCCCCUGGGGGCGCAGCGCCUCGGGGCGAGGGUGUCAGUAGGGCCCGGGGUCCCCCGGGGGUGCAGUCCCUUGGGAGGGGGGCUGAGGGUUUUGGGGGUCCCCGGAGGACAAGGUCCCCUGGGGGGUGUCUGUAGGCCUUGGGGUGUUUGGGGUUCACGCAGCCCCUUGAAGGGUUUGGGGGGGUGCAGCAGCCGGGGUGUGGGUCCUGGGGAUCCCCAAGUCAGCCACCCCGGGAGAGGGUCCCCUGAGGAGAAAGGGGGAGCGAGUUCAACUCCCCGCUGCCAGGGGCGACCCCUGCUGCCCUCCCCCACGGGGGACACGGCCCCCUUGCCCGGGGCCUGCGCCCCCCGCCUGUGGGUGAGGAUGGCCUGGGCCCUGAAGCUGCCGCUGGCCGACGAGGUGAUCGAGUCCGGGCUGGUGCAGGACUUCGAUGCCAGCCUGUCGGGCAUUGGCCAGGAGCUGGGCGCCGGGGCCUACAGCAUGAGCGACGUCCUUGCCCUGCCCAUCUUCAAGCAGGAAGAAUCGAGUUUGCCCCCUGAAAACGAGAACAAAAUUCUGCCUUUCCAGUACGUGCUGUGUGCCGCCACUUCCCCCGCCGUCAAACUCCACGACGAAACGCUCACCUAUCUCAACCAAGGGCAGUCCUAUGAAAUCCGGAUGCUGGACAACAGGAAAAUCGGAGAGCUGCCGGAGAUAAAUGGGAAACUAGUAAAGAGCAUAUUCCGGGUGGUGUUUCAUGACCGGCGGCUGCAGUACACAGAGCAUCAGCAGCUGGAGGGCUGGCGGUGGAACAGGCCUGGGGACAGGAUACUGGACAUAGAUAUCCCGAUGUCCGUGGGCAUCAUCGACCCUAGAGCAAACCCAACCCAGCUCAAUACAGUGGAGUUUCUAUGGGAUCCUUCAAAGAGGACUUCUGUGUUCAUCCAGGUUCACUGUAUCAGCACGGAGUUCACCAUGCGGAAGCACGGAGGAGAAAAGGGGGUUCCCUUUCGGGUCCAAAUAGACACGUUCAAGGAGAACGAGAACGGGGAGUACACGGAGCACCUGCACUCCGCCAGCUGCCAGAUCAAGGUCUUCAAGCCCAAAGGAGCUGAUCGGAAGCAGAAGACGGACAGGGAAAAGAUGGAGAAGCGAACGCCUCAUGAGAAAGAGAAAUACCAGCCUUCCUACGAAACUACGAUACUCACAGAGUGUUCUCCCUGGCCAGAGAUAACGUACGUCAAUAACGCGCCGUCCCCUGGCUUCAACAGUUCCCACAGCAGUUUUUCCAUUGGCGAAGGCAAUGGCUCUCCAAACCAUCAGCCCGAGCCACCCCCUCCGAUCGCAGAUGUAAGUCACACCUCAGAGCUUAUGCUUGUGAACCUCUUGCCCACCAGCACGCCCCAGGAGGCCCAGCAGUGGCUGCACCGAAACCGCUUCUCUACUUUUUCUCGGCUUUUCAGAAACUUCUCAGGUGCAGACUUACUGAAGCUGACCAGAGAAGACGUUAUCCAGAUCUGCGGCCCUGCGGAUGGCAUCAGGCUCUUCAAUGCGUUAAAAGGACGGAUGGUGCGGCCCAGACUGACCAUCUACGUGUGUCAGGAGUCCCAGCAGCUGAGGGACCUGCAGCAGAAACACGAGGACGGGGACACAGUAACCAGUACUUUUUUUGUGUACCACGCUAUUUAUCUGGAGGAACUGACGGCGGUGGAACUGACGGAAAAGCUGGCCCAGCUCUUCAGCAUCUCUUCCCAACAGAUCAGCCAGAUUUACAAGCAGGGUCCGACGGGGAUACACGUGCUGAUCAGUGAUGAGAUGAUACAGAACUUCCAAGACGAAUCCUGUUUCGUUCUGGACACCAUGAAAGCUGAAACCAAUGAUAGCUACCACAUCAUCUUAAAAUAGAGAGGACGGGAUGAGGAACGCCCGCGAUCCUCUCAUCGUGCAUGAAGACCCUUCACUUCCAGCACAAGGACACGAGCAGAGAUCUGGAAACUCCUGGGCACCCUCUGGAAAGACCCCGAGCUGUUGGUUCCUCGGCUGUCUUUCUUGGCAGGGCACCUCCUUGCUCUGACGGCUUCUAAAUGGCCGUUAACGGUAACAUGCUGCUUUAAUUGCUGGAGCUCUGAGGCUUGAAGUUCCCAGGUCGCGCUCUCGUGUGGCUCUGGGUAGAAAUUUGCCAUUGGGACCUAAAACCUGCGUGAGGCCUUUUUCUGUGGCAAGCGUGCUCUGCUUUUCUGAGAGGCAUCAGCUCCCGUGAGGCUCGCGGACUGGCAAGAGAACAUGAAUCCAGCUGGCCCAACAAAGCCAACUGGGCACGUGCUGAGCUGAGCAGGUCUCAAAUACGCUAUGUACUGUGCUGAUGGAGUGGUAGGCUGGGGCUGGGAGGGAUUUUCUUAAAGGAUUUUGUUAAGCUUUCAUUUAAUAUUACAACGUGUCUGUUAGACAAAGGUGGCGACUUCGUUUUUAAUCCACCCACCCCGAAGACGGCGUUGGCUGCGUCUGUGCGGGUCUGGCUGUGGCGCCAACCUUCUUCCCUGGCGCGUGUAAGGUCGUCAGGAACUUUAUCUACGCAUUUUAGUUGUAUAAAGCUGGAGCAAAACGUGAAGCGGAGUUGGAUAAAGAAAUAGCUGACUAGCUCGGGUCUGUGGGAUUCUUUUCUGCAUGUUUUAGGGAGAAGGAAAAAAGGCUUAGCUAUAUCUCGCCUGGAAAUAUUGAGCGAUGUCUACCUGCUGCUUCAUUUUCUGCUCCUGCGUCCCCCUGCGCAGCCUCCGGAGCUGCCCCAGCGCUGGUGUAAGCCUUGUGUGUGCAAAGGAGGAGGCGAACAACAAGUUCAAAGGGUUAUUGAAAGCCGUUGGACUUGAUGGUGACAAAAGUGCACAGAGUGUGCAGGUUUCCAGGACAGCAGUGAAGGAUCUGCCCUGCUCUGCAGGUGAUGGAUCCUGUUCCCCGGUGUCACGCUUGCCUUGAACCUUCAGCACUACCCGAGGAUGUUUUCAGCCAAAAAAUAGGGGGAAAAUACAAUGUAAAGCAGAGGGUUUAUUUUUAAAUAAGGCUGCAACAAGAUCCAGCCCUAGGCAGGUGAUGCAGGUGCUGGCUGAGGCUGGGGAUGGCCUGUGGGGUAAGCAAAGGCACCGGGGAUGUGACAGUUGUGACGGCCACGUCCCUGCUGCUGGAAUAUUGGCUGCUGUUCUGCGUCCGUGAGCCGUAAAGGAUUCUGUUCCCACCUUCCUCAGCCAGCCGUUGUCUUCUUGAAGGUGCAGUCAAGAUACCUGAUGCAAACGAGAGCUGGUUCAGGUCUGGUCCAAGCUUCCCGUCCUUCACUUGCAGGGAUCCACCUAGGGAAGAUGUCUGUUUUAAUCCUGUUUUUUUUUCCCCUUACUAUACAAGAAAUGCGAUGGAUCUGUACAGUUGUGGCGCUGUCUGCUCCAUCAACCCUUUGUAUUGAUGUUGCUGGGUGCGUGUGGCUGACUUUAAUCUAUUGGAUGAGGAA